This is a messenger RNA of Chara braunii, 906 nucleotides long. The record is from the annotation of a GenBank genome assembly. NCBI's taxonomy places the organism in Eukaryota, Viridiplantae, Streptophyta, Charophyceae, Charales, Characeae.
GUCAGCUAGCGAAAAUGAAGGCCAAAAUGAAGAAUUUCAAGGGCCUCACCAUAGCGGCAUUCUACGGUGGAAUGUCGGUGGCAAGCGUCUUUAUAAACAAGGCAAUAUUUAAGGUGUACAAUUUUCGUUACCCCUUCACAUUGGUUUUGGGCCAGACCAUCUUUACGUUAAUGCUCUUGAUCACCAUGCGGAAUCUUCGGCUCAUUCGGACUUCCAAGUUUCAGUUUUCUGUCUUCAAGCGGCUUGUACUAUCACCUAAGGCAAUAAUGAGCUCUCGGGAGCAUGGCUCUGCGAACGUGUGAGAGAUGAGACGGCGUUGCCGGUGCCUUUUUCUUCAUCGAUGCAGAAAGCUGCAGGAUCAGCACAUCAUGUCCGUCCAUUUGGCGCUCUUGCUAUCUUUUCGUCUUUUGUCCAUGGCAAGAUUUGCGUCGGAGUCGCCCGCCCACCGGGGUGGUGAGUAAUUACUAUAUUAAUAAGUACUUAUUGCACGGAUGAGCAUCGUUCGCUGAUGUGCAUUCUGCUCUGGUCGUAGGAUGUAGAGCGCCUCCAUGUCAGUCGUCAGUCGGUUGUCGUCAGGAAUGAAGAAUGCUGUCCGUAUAUCUUCACAGCCCAUACUACAUUUGCAUACGGCGAAAAAUACACGCUCGGAGCCUGUUCUUUUGUGUAAGGCGGGACUGCUGACUGCCAGUAGUGAAGCCGACAUGUUGAUAAGCUUCCUGCGUGUCCGGAGUCUGUUCUUCCUUCGUGUACGGUGGGACUGCUAACUGCGAGUUGUGACACCAACACGUGGAUGGGCUUGUCGAUCGGCGAUUUGACAUUGGAAUUGAUGGGUGGGCGAAAAAUGGACGGGGCUGGUGAAUAAGAAUGUUUUGAUUGUUCCAUGUGUAAUGAAGUGGUUCUUCGUAU